CUGUUAAGCGAGCUCUGAAAUGGGACUGGUUGCCAGUGUCCUUGAGUGUCUGAAGUGAUGACUGACAGCCGCACGGUCACACCCACAUCUCCCCAGAUGACAUAAAAUGAAUGAACUUCCCCCAGCAGUUGGGACUGUAACUUCGCACUUGCCAGCUCACACACAGCUCCUCUUUCCCCUUCACCAAACAAGCAGGCAAAUGACAAACUGAUUGCGAGGACUAUGAUGGCAAGGAACACCGACAUGCGCUGGCGGCUGCCGCUCGUUUGCCUCCUCUGGGAGCUUGCCAUGAUCAUCCUUUUUGGCGUCUUCGUGCGCUUCAACGCAGAAUCCGAUAUAGCCGGCUGGGAGAAGGCGAAGCAGGAGAAGAACAUCACGAGCGACGCCGAGAAUGACUUCUACUUCAGAUACCCGUCUUUCCAAGAUGUUCAUGUGAUGAUUUUUGUGGGCUUUGGGUUCCUCAUGACAUUUCUUCAACGCUACGGUUUUGGGGCUGUCGCCUUCAACUUCCUCCUUGCCGCCUUUGGGAUCCAGUGGGCUCUCCUGGUUCAGGGCUGGUUUCAUACCUUUGAGAACGGGAAGAUACUCAUUGGAGUGGAAAGCAUGAUUGGUGCAGAUUUCUGUGUGGGUUCUGUCUGCAUCGCCUUUGGCGCCGUCCUGGGCAAAAUCAGUCCUGUGCAGCUGCUGAUCAUGACAUUGUUUCAAGUGACUCUCUUCUCUGUUAAUGAAUACAUCCUACUGGACCUGCUCCAUGUUAAAGAUGCUGGUGGAUCCAUGACCAUUCACACAUUUGGCGCUUACUUUGGGCUAGUGGUGACCGCCAUUUUGUAUCGGCCCAACUUGGAGCAGACCAAAGAUAAGCAGGGUUCUGUCUACCACUCAGAUCUCUUCUCUAUGAUUGGCACCUUAUUUCUAUGGAUGUACUGGCCCAGUUUCAACUCUGCCAUUUCUGAUCAUGGAGAUGCCCAACACCGAGCUGCCAUCAACACCUAUUGCUCUCUGGCGGCCUGUGUCCUCACGACUGUGGCCUUCUCGAGCUUGUUGCAGAAGAAAGGCAAGCUGAACAUGGUCCACAUCCAGAAUGCCACCCUGGCAGGGGGCGUUGCUGUGGGGACUGCGGCAGAAAUGAUGCUCACCGCAUAUGGCUCCCUCAUUGUUGGCUUUAUCUGUGGCAUUGUGUCUACCGUUGGGUUUGUCUACUUCACGCCUUUCCUGGAGUCCAAACUGCGUAUUCAAGACACAUGCGGUAUCCACAACCUACAUGGGAUGCCAGGACUUAUUGGGGGAAUUGUGGGGGCCGUCACGGCUGCUGCUGCGACUGAAGGAGUCUAUGGGAAGGAAGGGCUCAUCCGUGCUUUUGACUUCACGGGAGACUUCAGCCACAGAACGCCCAGCGUCCAAGGCGGCUUCCAGGCAGCUGGCAUCGCUGUAUCAUUGGGCAUGGCCUUGGCAGGAGGGCCAUCGUAGGUGGCAUUUUGAAACUGCCUUUCUUUGGAGACCCUACAGAUGAAAACUGCUUUGAGGAUAAUGUUUACUGGGAAGUACCUGGGGAUGAAGAGAGCAGCCUGUAUUGUAUGAACGACUCAAACGCGAAGCCUGUGACAGACCCUUAAUCCACUGGAGUCGAUGCCAAUGGACAAUGCAGACAACCAGAUCAGUAUAAUCAGCUUCUCCUUUUGGAAUUCCUUGAGCGGUUUUUGUUUUGUUUUGUUUUGUUUAAUCUCCUACACUCUCAAGUACACAAGAAGGUUGUGGUUUUCUGGAAGCUGUAACAUUUGCUACCAUCAUUUGUCUGGAUGCAAAGAUUCUUCAUGGAAUAGAUUGUGCCCUUAUUAUUAUUUCUCUUCCUGCAUCUUGCACCAUCGUGAGGUUAGCCUGGAAGAAAGAGUGUUUACAUCCUCCUGCUACCAUGCAAAGACAAGUGGAAAUCUAUAAUAUCAUGUGGUUAGAAGUGGCAGCAAAGUUCCCCCAAGUUCAGGACUUGGAUACGAGUUGCAGAGCAUGUGAAAGAUCACCUAAAACGAAGAAGUCAGCUUUGCAAGCCCCAAAUGUAUUCACCGUCUCAGUUUGAAAUCUCAGCCGGAAAAUUACUGGCCUCCCCUGCUUUUCCACAACAGGGUGCCUAGAGCAGAAAUGGUAUGAGCAGAAGAAAGAAGAGGGGAAGAAUAUUGUCCUUUCCUUCUCUCCCUCCCUCAUCAUCCAGGCAUUCUGCAUCGUUAGGCAGCAAAGCUUGAAAAAUGAUGGAAUAUGUAGCUAUCCUAAAAGUGGCUUGUAAUGCAUUUUCCCGAACUAUCAGAUGGGCUUGGGAUGUCCCCUCUGAUUCCCCCCCUGUCCC
This is a messenger RNA of Podarcis muralis (Common wall lizard), 2335 nucleotides long. RefSeq names its product Rh family C glycoprotein (gene RHCG). Gene Ontology annotation, molecular function: ammonium channel activity. Gene Ontology annotation, biological process: ammonium transmembrane transport; ammonium homeostasis. Gene Ontology annotation, cellular component: apical plasma membrane; basolateral plasma membrane; plasma membrane. NCBI's taxonomy places the organism in Eukaryota, Metazoa, Chordata, Lepidosauria, Squamata, Lacertidae. The record is from RefSeq and is a predicted model, not a curated record.